UCACUUUCUAGGGUUUGCGUUACAGUUGAUGCGAUAUGGUGGACGCCUAACAGAAAUGAAAACGGUGUGGAAAUAUGUUGUGGCCUGCACACCGGUGUAGAUGGAAGGGGAUAGAAAGUUCCUAACGAUCUCGCACUCAACUGGCUUCUUGACACGCGACAUUCUGACGUUUCCUUUCAAAAAAUCGGAAGCUCCCAACGGACCUUUCUCGUCACUUGCUUACGAGCUAACCGUCUAACGUUAACUACUGAUAUUAUUAACGUUUCACCUGGAGCCUGUCUACCAAAUGAAGUGACGCGGAGGUGCAAACUAGCCACGGUGACAUAGUUUGCAAGAUGGGGAUGUCGUUGUCAUAUCCACUGGUGAAAGAGCCAGAAAGUUAUGUGGAUCCUGAUUUAAAUGAAGACUCCGACGAGAUGAAUUUUGCAAUGGAAAUGCAUGAGAUUAACCUGAGCUACACAUAUGACAUGAUCCAGCAGAGGAUCCGCUCUAUCAAAGAGACCGCCAAAUUUGACAAGUACAGCUACGACUGGAACACCAGCGUGUUGGAUCUGAAGAACCAGUUUCCCCACUGGACAGCUGAUGACCUGCUCAACCUGAGACGGCAGUUUGAGAUUUUUGACACCAACAAAGACCGCCUGCUGGACUUCAGCGAGUUUUGCGCUUCUCUGAACAUGGUCAAUGAUGCAUCAACUAUGGAGGCCAGGAAAGAAAUGUUUAAUACAGCGGACAAGGACAACUACAAGUCCAUCAACUUCGAGGAGUACCUCCAGCUGAUGUAUGACCUUAAGCAGGGCACGCCGGUCCCCAAGCCCCUCGAGAGCGAGGACGACGAGGACACGGCCACCGGUGACAUAAUCUGUGAAGUGGCACGCAUGGACACCUUCCAGCAGAUGUGCUACGGCGUCUUCUGAACACAAAUACACACACCUGAUAACAUGACGGAUUUGUUGUGCCUUAACUGGAAUUGAGAAAAGGACAUUGUAUAAAUUGGCUUUAUAUAAUUCAAAAUGAUUAAAUAUACAGUUAUUUUCCCAA
Molecule: messenger RNA, 1038 nt
Organism: Salmo salar (Atlantic salmon)
Lineage: Eukaryota; Metazoa; Chordata; Actinopteri; Salmoniformes; Salmonidae
Product: calcium-binding protein J
Molecular function (GO): calcium ion binding
Source: RefSeq, a predicted model, not a curated record